Phalacrocorax carbo (great cormorant) is the source of this 1260-nucleotide messenger RNA. Lineage: Eukaryota; Metazoa; Chordata; Aves; Suliformes; Phalacrocoracidae. The record is from RefSeq and is a predicted model, not a curated record.
CUGCAGGCUCAAAUGUAGUAACUCCUGUUUCCCUUGGAGAAAGGAAGGAACACCUCCCUCCACAGAGAGUUAGCAAGAAACAGAGAAGUAAUCCUGCAAACUACCACCACCACCAUGAAGGCAUCAAAUGUUGUUCUCAUCUUCGUCCUGCUUUACAUCAAUGCCAGCACAGAAUGGCCUACGCACACAGUCUGCAAAGAGGACAACUUGGAAAUAUAUUACAAAAGCUGUGAUUCCCAGCAAGAUUUUGCUUUCAGCAUUGACCGUUGUUCUGAUGUCACAACCCACACCUUCAACAUCAGAGCUGCCAUCGUCCUAAGGCACAGCAUCAAGGAACUGUAUGUCAAUGUUGACCUGAUCAUAAAUGGGAAGACCAUCUUAACCUACUCAGAGGCACUUUGCGAGCCGGGUCUUUCUAAGCUGAUUUUCUGUGGAAAGAAGAAAGGAGAACACCUGUACUAUGAGGGACCAGUCACACUGGGGAUCAAAGAAAUCCCACAGGGAGAUUACACCAUUUCAGCAAAGCUGACUAAUGAAGAUCACACCACUGUUGCUUGUGCCGAUUUUACCGUGAAAAAUUAUUUAGAUUAUUAUUAGCAACAAACCAAUUUCAUGAAAGCUACAGACUACCAAAAUUAUUCAAGCCAAGUGAGCUGCUUGCAUACUACAAUGAUUCUGAAGAAAAUAAUCCCCACUUGAUGGUUCUGAUGCUAUUCCUUUUUGUAAUUCGCUAUUUUCAAGAAGUCACUAAACCCUCUAGUGGCAAUUUUAUCUCUAAAUGCACACUGUGGCCCACUUUUUGUUUCUAAUGUAUACAGCUGCAAGUAGAAACUAUCUGAUACCAACAUUCUCAUCUUAGGAUGAAAAUAACAUGAGGCAGAACAGGAGAGAGCCUAAACUUUUCCCCCCUCCCCCAGUAAGUUAUAGAGGUAUCCAUUUCUAACACAGGCUGGAGAUGACUUUCAUAUGUAUCACAUAUUAUGCAGUUACAGCACUCAACAUUUUCAAUCUUUCCUGAGGCCUGUCUGGAGCCUCCACUAGUAUAGGUUUUGUUAUAACCACAGAACAAAGACCAAGUAGGAUGAGCAUGCCUUUUUUUCCAGUAAACCAUGGCCUGUCACUGGAUUCAUAUCACUUGAGUCUUCUGGAGUCUACCUGGAAUUCUUUGGUUUUUAAUGUCUUUUAAGUGAUAUGUGAACCAAUUUGUACCUAAGCUAUGUGCUUUCCUUGCUUCUCAAUAAAUUCAUAAUGAGGGAACAA